This is a messenger RNA of Rangifer tarandus platyrhynchus (Svalbard reindeer), 429 nucleotides long. NCBI's taxonomy places the organism in Eukaryota, Metazoa, Chordata, Mammalia, Artiodactyla, Cervidae. The record is from the annotation of a GenBank genome assembly.
AUGACGCUCUUCCACUUCGGGAACUGCUUCGCCCUGGCCUACUUCCCCUACUUCAUCACCUACAAGUGCAGCGGCCUGUCGGAGUACAACGCCUUCUGGAAGUGCGUCCAGGCCGGGGUCACCUACCUGUUCGUGCAGCUAUGCAAGAUGCUGUUCUUGGCCACUUUCUUUCCCACCUGCCUGGUCCAUUACAUCAUCGCCUCUGCCCAGGUGUGGAUGAUAACACGCUACGACCUGUACCACACUUACCGGCCAGCAGUCCUCCUCCUGAUGUUCCUUAGCGUCUACAAGGCCUUUGUCAUGGAGACCUUUGUCCACCUCUGUUCCCUGGGCAGCUGGAUGGCACUGCUGGCCCGAGCGCUAGUGACAGGGCUGCUGGCCCUCAGCACCUUGGCCCUGUAUGUCGCCGUUUUCAACGUGCACUCCUAG